UUUUCUUUUUUUCAAAAAAAUGAUACAAUCAUUUUGUAUUCAAGCUUCAGCUAUACAAUUGCCACCCAUUAACUCUCAUUCCUCCAGAAAUGCCACAGUGACUGAUAGCUUUGCAAUUGAUGCUAAAAAUAUUAGCUAUUCAGCUGUGUCCAGACAAGGGAAAGUUCUACCAAUUCUUAAAGAUUGUUCAUUAAGAGUUCCUUCUGGACAGUUUUGGAUGCUUUUAGGACCUAAUGGUUGUGGAAAAUCAACCCUUUUAAAGAUAUUAGCAGGUCUAUUGAGUCCAGAUGAUGGGUUCUUGCAUGUGGAGAGGCCAAGGAGUUUUGUGUAUCAGAACCCUGAUCAUCAGGUCGUGAUGCCUACAGUGGAAGCUGAUGUCGCUUUUGGUCUUUGUAAAUUGAACUUAACACCAGAUGAGAUUAGGACUAGGGUGGCAAAAGCUUUGGAUGCGGUCGGGAUGUAUGAAUAUUUGAAAAAACCAGUUCACACUCUUAGUGGUGGUCAGAAACAAAGGGUCGCUACUGCUGGUGCUUUGGCAGAGGCUUGCAAAGUUUUGUUACUUGAUGAACUGACGACUUUUUUGGAUGAAACUGAUCAGAUCGGAGUGAUCAAAGCGAUGAGGAACUCCAUUAAUACAUCUAAAGGAAUUACAGCAUUGUGGGUGACGCAUCGCUUGGAAGAGCUCGAGUUUGCAGAUGGUGCAGUGUAUAUGGAAGAUGGAAAAAUCGUCCGACAAGGUGAUGCAAUUAGUAUAAGGAAAUUCAUUGAAGAUAAACUGGCAUCUUAUGUUAACCAAAUAAACUUGUAACCACUUUUUCCUCAAGGAAUCCCGUGCGUGCUGAGGCGGAUCCAGAAUUUGAACAUUAUACGUUCAUGUUCAGGAUUUUACCCCAUCAUAUUUGAUUAUACGGUCAAAAUUUAUUAUUCAUAUGUAUUUAGUGAAUUUUUUAAUAUACAUACAAUGUUCAAGUCAAAGCUACUGCAUUCAGAUGAAUUUGUAAGCCAAAGUUAAUUGACACAUGAUUUAUAUAGUUGACUAUCUAUAUUGAAUUUGAUAUGAUCAAUUGAAAACCUUAGUGAA
This is a messenger RNA of Capsicum annuum, 1081 nucleotides long. RefSeq names its product ABC transporter I family member 10. Lineage: Eukaryota; Viridiplantae; Streptophyta; Magnoliopsida; Solanales; Solanaceae. Gene Ontology annotation, biological process: transmembrane transport. The transcript has 6 exons. Gene Ontology annotation, cellular component: membrane; chloroplast envelope. Gene Ontology annotation, molecular function: ATP binding; ATP hydrolysis activity. The coding region runs from base 20 to 808 and encodes 262 amino acids. The record is from RefSeq and is a predicted model, not a curated record.